AUGAAAUCGCCUGCCAGAAUCAUCGGAGUGGCCUUGCUCAUCGCGUCUGUCAUUGCGGUUCCUCUCAAGGAAUUCCAAACACGCCAUGAGAUCCGACGAUCCGCGGGAAAAGAGCGCCGCACAAGCCGGCCUUAUAUCCCCGGUACAUCAGACGUACUUCAUCCAAAUGGAACGUCUCAGAAGACUUACAGCUCAAACUGGGCUGGUGCAGUCCUUAUUGGUACCGGAUAUAUUUCGGUCUCUGCAGACUUUACUGUCCCUGUCCCCCGAUCUCCAAAAAGUGCCGAUCCCAACACGAACUACUGUGCCUCUGCGUGGGUUGGCAUCGAUGGUGACACCUGCAAUACGGCCAUUCUCCAAACGGGUGUCGCCUUUUGUAUUCAAGGAGGCACUGCAUCGUAUGAUGCGUGGUACGAAUGGUAUCCAGACUAUGCCCAUGACUUUUCACCCAACAUCCGGAUAUCUGCCGGGAAUGUGGUCAGAGUAGCAGUUAAUGCUACAUCUAAAAGUUCCGGCACUGCUACCAUUGAAAACCUGUCCACUGGUGAAUAUGUGUCUCACAUAUUUCCCAAUGCUCUUGGGGGCGAUCUUUGUGAGUACAAUGCGGAAUGGAUUGUGGAAGACUUUACGGUGAACAAUGCAAUGGCUCCCUUUGCCGACUUUGGCACUGUGGCGUUCACAAAUGCAGAGGCUUCAGACGGCACGCACACUUACGGACCCUCGAACGCUACUGUUAUGGAUAUCUAUCAGGGCCAGGUGCUUACCUCGUCUUCUGUCACCGAGCGUGGUGUUAUCGUGAGCUACACUUGA
This is a messenger RNA of Penicillium bovifimosum, 810 nucleotides long. Its product is annotated as A4/G1 family peptidase. The record is from RefSeq and is a predicted model, not a curated record. NCBI's taxonomy places the organism in Eukaryota, Fungi, Ascomycota, Eurotiomycetes, Eurotiales, Aspergillaceae. The coding region runs from base 1 to 810 and encodes 269 amino acids. Gene Ontology annotation, molecular function: glutamic-type endopeptidase activity. The transcript has a single exon. Gene Ontology annotation, biological process: proteolysis.